This is a messenger RNA of Hibiscus syriacus, 1257 nucleotides long. Its product is annotated as ethylene-responsive transcription factor RAP2-4-like. Gene Ontology annotation, biological process: regulation of DNA-templated transcription. Bases 50 to 1027 code for a protein of 325 amino acids. The record is from RefSeq and is a predicted model, not a curated record. Gene Ontology annotation, molecular function: DNA-binding transcription factor activity; DNA binding. NCBI's taxonomy places the organism in Eukaryota, Viridiplantae, Streptophyta, Magnoliopsida, Malvales, Malvaceae. The transcript has 3 exons.
CCUGGUUGUUUUUCAAAACCAUUUUAUUUUUUAAGUAACGGUAGCUGCAAUGGAUUUCAUUAGUAGCGGAGCAGUUCAAUCACUUCUGUAUGGAGGAGAAUUAAUGGAAGCACUUGAACCUUUUGUGAAAAGUGUUUCUUCUCUUCCUUCUACCUCUUACCAUUAUUUCUCUUCUUCCCAAAUACAGCCCACCUUCUACGCAGAUGGCUGUUGUUACCCCACGCCGAUGGACUCGUUUUCAGGUCUCCAACACUACCAACAGCCUCAAACUGGGUCAACAAUUGGGUUAAAUAGCUUGUCACAAGCUCAGAUCCAUCAGAUCCAGGUCCAAUUGCACCUCCAGAACAACCAACAAAGCUACCCUCACCAGAUCCCCCGACCCAGCAAAAACAGUAACCAUAUGGUUAGCUUUCUUAGCCCCAAACCUGUUCCAAUGAAACAUGUUGGUACGCCACCAAAGCCAAAGCUUUACAGAGGUGUUAGGCAACGUCACUGGGGAAAAUGGGUUGCUGAGAUCCGGUUACCUAGGAACCGGACACGUCUCUGGUUAGGCACUUUUGACACUGCCGAGGAAGCAGCCUUGGCCUAUGACAAAGCUGCCUAUAAGCUAAGAGGUGACUUUGCCAGACUCAACUUCCCUGACAUUCGCCACCAUGGUUCCGACGUCGGGGGUGAUUUUGGUGAAUAUAAGCCUUUACCUUCCUCUGUUGAUGCUAAGCUGCAAGCCAUUUGUGAAAGCUUGGAACAAAAUCCAAAGCAAGGAAACAGGAAGAAAUCGUUGAAGCCGACGGCUGAGAACGAAAGCAAGAAGAACGAAGUCGACAUGGCAGAACCUGAGACCGAGGAUAAGACAGUGAAGGUUAAAUCCGAGAGUGAGGGUUGGGCAGUGUCUUCGCCUUUAUCAGAUCUUACAUUCUCGGAUUUCGACCAACAGCCAUGGCCUGAAGUUGUUUGUUCGUCGGAAACCUUCAUGUUGUCCAAAUACCCUUCGUAUGAGAUUGAUUGGGAUUCCAUUCUAAAAGCGUAAAACCAUGUUCCAUUUUCUGUAUUAAUCUUUUGUUGUUUGGAGUUCAUUUUCAUUUUCUUGUAAAAGCCAACUGCAAUGGAGUUUUUGGAGUUUUGCAGUGGCAUGUAUUUUUAGGUCGUUUUGUGAGUCUGUCUAUGGGUAGGGUUCUUAGUAUCCAAGUGUAAACUUUGUAAGAAUUUGAGAUUUUCUCUCACUGUAUAAACCGAAUGUUAAUUGCUUUUGUAUUUGAA